Molecule: messenger RNA, 1287 nt
Organism: Telopea speciosissima
Lineage: Eukaryota; Viridiplantae; Streptophyta; Magnoliopsida; Proteales; Proteaceae
Product: protein FAR1-RELATED SEQUENCE 5-like
Exons: 1
Coding region: 1-1287 (428 amino acids)
Biological process (GO): regulation of DNA-templated transcription
Source: RefSeq, a predicted model, not a curated record
AUGGAUAAUCCGAUAGAUACACCCGAUAAGCCUUUCAUCGGCAUGCAGUUUAAUUCUGAGAAUGAGGCAUUUGAGUUCUAUAACAGUUACGGAGGAAUAUUGGGUUUUAGUGUCAGAAGAGAAUUUGUAAAUAAGUGCAAGAAAGAUAAGAUGACUAUAACUUCGAGGAGAUUCAUUUGUAGUAAACAAGGUAUUCGAAAAAUAGACAAACGUGUUGAUGUUAUAAUUAACCCUCGAGCGGAGACGAGAACUUAUUGUCCUGCUCGCAUGGGAAUAAAGAUAAUAAAAGAUGGGAAAUAUGAGUGCCAUGAUUUUAUUGAAGAUCAUAAUCACGACCUUCAUAUAGCAUCUACCACUCACAUGAUGCGGUCACAACGGAUAAUUUUAUACAUACAAGCAUGUGAAAUUGAUUUGGCAGAUGAUUCUAGAAUUAGACCGAAGGACAUGUUUGAGUACAUGGGUAAACAAGCAGGUGGGAGACAGAGCCUUGGUUAUACACGAGUCGAUCAUUACAAUUAUCUCCGUACUAAACGUCAGCGUAACUUAUGCUAUGGUGAAGCGGGGAGUUUGUUACAGUAUUUUGGGAAACAAACCAAGCUCAAUCCCUCUUUUACCUACAGCUUACAGUUGGAUACAGAAAAGCAGAUAACUAAUAUUUUUUGGGCGGAUGCGAAAAUGGUAAUCGAUUAUGCGAUUUUUGGUGAUGUUGUGACGUUUGAUACAACAUUUUGUACAAACAAGGAGAAUAGGCCUUUUGGUAUUUUUUCUGGGUUUAACCAUCACAGAGGAGUCGUUAUAUUUGGGGCAGCACUUUUGUAUGAUGAGACAGUUGAAUCAUUCAAAUGGUUGUUUGAGACUUUCUUGGAAAGCCAUGGACAAAAGAAGCCUAUAACAUUUUUUACAGAUCAAGAUGUUGCAAUGGCAAAGGCCAUUUCAGAGGUGUUUUCUGAAACGUGGCAUGGUCUGUGUACUUGGCAUUUAAUGCAGAAUGGGAUUAAGCAUCUAGGUAACUUAAUGAAGGACGGGUCAAACUUCCUAUCAGAUGUGAAAAAAUGCAUAUAUCAAUAUGAUGAGGAAGAACAUUUUGAGACUGCAUGGGAACAAUUAAGGUUCAAGUAUCAGGUUGAAAAUGGUUCAUGGCUGGAUCGUAUUUAUAGACUUAAACAUAAGUGGGCCAUAUGUUAUAUGAAGAAUACAUUUACAGGAGGUAUGUGGAGUACACAGCUAAGUGAAAGCAUAAAUGCAGACUUGAAGGAUUAUACUAAGUGUACUCUAGAUAUUAAAUAG